Hypoxylon trugodes is the source of this 958-nucleotide messenger RNA. Its product is annotated as Ctr copper transporter family protein. Gene Ontology annotation, molecular function: copper ion transmembrane transporter activity. Gene Ontology annotation, cellular component: membrane. The transcript has 4 exons. Gene Ontology annotation, biological process: copper ion transmembrane transport. The record is from RefSeq and is a predicted model, not a curated record. Lineage: Eukaryota; Fungi; Ascomycota; Sordariomycetes; Xylariales; Hypoxylaceae. Bases 335 to 847 code for a protein of 170 amino acids.
GGAUUAGCCUGCGGAAGCUUCCACUUAGGAGGUGUUUGGGGUUUACAAGCUUUCGUGCCUUGAGCUAACGUACCUCCCCCAGCAGCUACCCAGUAACACCACCAGAUCUGACACCAUCGUCACGUUUCUUAUUGCUUAGGGGGGUAAUGAGCACGUUUAAGCACAUUUUGACCUGGUUUAAGAGUUAAGCUCAUUCGGGUUUACCUUCCCAUCUCUUUUCCAUCUUUAUUUUGUCUUCCUUUGCACUAGGCUCAGCUCCAGUUUCUGAUCGCCGGCCGAAUCCAACCUGAAUCAAUACUCCCGACGUAAUUUUCAACUAGAUAAUAUCAUCAAGAUGGAUCACGGACACAUGGACCAUGGCGAUAUGGGUCACGGUGAUAUGGGCCACGGUGACAUGCCACAGAUGUGCAGCAUGAAUAUGCUUUUUACUUGGGAUACCACCAACCUAUGCAUCAUCUUCCGGCAGUGGCACAUCCGCGGUACCGCAUCCCUGGUCUUCAGCUUGCUGGCUAUCAUUGCCAUCAGCGCCGGCUACGAAGCCCUGCGUGAGGGCAUCCGACGAUACGAAGCCUCAAUCAGUACUAAGCAGGACAUUUCACCCAGCGAACCAAAUACUGAGAGCACGACUUUGCUUGGGGUAGGACGAAACAGCAGCAGCAUUGGACAACGAGACCACAUCAUCAAAGCCAUUCUGUACGGUGUGCAGAACUUUUACGCCUUUAUGAUCAUGUUGCUGUUCAUGACGUACAACGGAUUCGUCAUGUUUUCCGUCGCGAUCGGAGCUGGCCUUGGAUACUAUUUCUUCGGUUCGCACACGAAAGCUACCAAGGAGACGGCUUGCCACUAGACGUAGGAAUAUGUAAAAUGCUAGGAAAUGAAUGCAGAAAGAACACGAGGAAGGCGUACGUGGAGUCAAAUUUGGAGAUCUACCGAAGCGGUACGAAUGCCGAUCUAUUGC